This is a messenger RNA of Carassius carassius (crucian carp), 715 nucleotides long. RefSeq names its product protein FAM107B-like. The coding region runs from base 104 to 658 and encodes 184 amino acids. NCBI's taxonomy places the organism in Eukaryota, Metazoa, Chordata, Actinopteri, Cypriniformes, Cyprinidae. Gene Ontology annotation, cellular component: neuron projection; synapse; stress fiber. Gene Ontology annotation, biological process: actin filament polymerization; regulation of actin cytoskeleton organization; actin filament bundle assembly. The transcript is spliced from 5 exons. The record is from RefSeq and is a predicted model, not a curated record.
CCAGCUCAGAGGGGACCUCGCUCAUGGAGCGGUGACACACUUUCGUUUCCCAGCAUGCAUCAGGAGCUUUGGCUGAGGGCUCUUCUUGAUACCUGCGUGUGCAAUGAGAUCGGCCGCUGCACAAACACUCCCAACUAGACCGUCCGAACAAGAGCUCAAACAUGCUUUAUCCAACAGCCUCGCAGGACACAACCACGUCUCCAGCUCCAGCAGAGCAGCACAGUCCAGAGCAAAGACCACAGACACAUCUGAUUCUAGUUCUGUGCAUCAUCAUGGCGAUAAUCGAGAAAAUGCAGAUAAAUGUGAUAUUGCCGAGGGCGCCUGGAACCUGAACAACCCGGUGAAAGCCUCGAGGAGCCAUCAGGAGCUUCACAAAGAGCUGUUACUGGCCCACAAAAAAGGGCUGGUGGUGUGCUGUAAGCCGGAGCUUCAGAUGGUCCUGGAGAGGAGGAAGAGAGAGCAGAGUCAGAGAGAGGAGGGAGAGCAGAGCAGGAGUCCUCUGGAGCAGGUGCUGCAGGAACGCCAGCACAAACACCAGGAGAAGAUGAAGGAAGAGGAGCAGAGGAUGCAUGAGGAGGUGCAGCUCUUGGAGUUUGUCCGAGUGAGACAGAACCUGAGGAAAGUCCACACAGCUCUACAAAAGAACCUUCACUCCUGAAUCUGACGACUAAACACAUGCUUCAUUUGCAAAUAAAGUACACAGUGUUUCAUUAUA